Scaptodrosophila lebanonensis is the source of this 1439-nucleotide messenger RNA. RefSeq lists its product as uncharacterized. The transcript is spliced from 6 exons. Gene Ontology annotation, molecular function: protein binding. Gene Ontology annotation, biological process: positive regulation of transcription by RNA polymerase II; cytokine production. The record is from RefSeq and is a predicted model, not a curated record. NCBI's taxonomy places the organism in Eukaryota, Metazoa, Arthropoda, Insecta, Diptera, Drosophilidae. The coding region runs from base 69 to 1352 and encodes 427 amino acids.
CUAUAAAUUUAUUAUUUUCCGGGCGUCCUUUCUAUUAUUUUGGCGCGCCUUCAUUUGUAUUUACAGCCAUGUCGGAUGAUGAUUGCGAUAUAUUUAGCAUAUCGCGGAAGCGGGCGCAGGCACAGGUGCUUCCGCAAAAAAUACCCAGCCUUGUAGAUGUUCCGUGCGAACGAGCUGCCGAUUAUGAUUUUAUAACCAAAAAAGACACAAAAGUGAAAAAAGCCGCUAAAUAUUCAAAAAUCAAAGAAACCAAACAGACUGAAAUUAAGAAGAAUGUACGUAAAAAUGCCAAAAAAUGUGCAGAUUCAGAAGAACUGGAGGUGCCAACAGAACCUCCGCCGUCAUCGCUACCAUCAGUUAAAACUGGAGCUGUGCUGCCAGAAGCUCCACCUCUAUCACCCAUUUCUCAAAUGAUAUUUGAAAUGGAGCAAAAGAAAAUUGGUGAUAUGGAAAAUUUGCCGGUGGCUAGACGGACGCGUUCCUCGCAUGGCAAACGGCAACCCUUGCCUGAACCUGAUGAUAUUGUAGAAAAGGCGCCAUCGCCGCCAAAAAGGCGUGGGCGAAAAUCCAGGGCAGCCGCCGCAUCAUCAUCUGCUGCAGUCUUGGAGACCUUUUUAUUGGGAAACACGGCAACUAGAUCGCAGAAAACCCGCAGACAAGCUGUCGCUGAGAUUGCUGCUCAUGCGCCUGUAGUCGAUUCAGUUGAUCUUGUUUCGGCUGUUGUACCUCGCGUUGAAGGCUUCGUUAAUUUAAAUUCGGAUGAGGAGAAUGAGGAGCCGGUGGAUAAACACGUUUGCGCUGUGGAGGAAGAUUUUGAUUGGGAUAAUCCUCUCGUAGAUGUUAGUUUAUGCUGGCUUGGUGAAAUUCAAGUCUAUAAAUUGAGAAAAUAUCAGAAAUUUUCGCAUAUAUUCAAAGAAAUUGCUGAGCGUAAUAAUGUAGCUGAAAAAGAUAUUCUUAUAAAUUUAGACGCUCAUUUCAUUCAGCCGAAUGAAUCGCCAAACAGUAUUGACUUGCAGAUCUAUCACAUAAUAAAUGGCCGCGCUGUCAACAAUAACAAAACGGAGAUUAAAAGUAAAGAUCAUAAAGAAAUCUAUGAUCAUCAAAAAUUACUGCGUAAGCCUAAGAAUUUUCAAUUAAAAGUGCAAGCUGAUGAGUGGAAGAAACCGUUGAUCAUUCCACUGGACAAAUCGGAGACAUUCAAAAUACUCUACAUAAAAUGCGCUGAGGAACUAAAUUGCAAAGUUCAGGAAAUUCGGCUGCUGUUUGACGGCGAAUUCCUGGAUAUUAAUGAUACGCCAGAGAAUCAAGAUAUGGAAGGCAAUGAAAUGAUCGAUCUGCGUUUUGUCAAAUAAAGCAGGGUCUUACAAUAUUUAUUUAAUUAAUCUAAUCGGUAACAAAGUUAAUCUUAUGUUUUGUUCGUUAGAAUUUUUGUAAUUGUU